AUGCAAUCUUAUGUUAAUUUUUGGGUUGAAAGAAGUAAACAAAUAAGAAAGAGUAAAAGAAAAAGGACUGUUGCGGUGCAAAUGAAAAAUGAAAUCUUACCCAUAAAGACUAUUGGAAAUAUAGAAUCAUUGAUGUCCAAUGAUAAAGAUGAAUCGAAAGACGAUCUUGAAGUGAAGAUAGGAAUUGAUAAUGAUAAUAACAAUAUGAAUGAUGAUGUGAAACUGAUGUUAAUGUUAAAGCAACGCUGA
Dentiscutata erythropus is the source of this 249-nucleotide messenger RNA. The record is from the annotation of a GenBank genome assembly. Lineage: Eukaryota; Fungi; Glomeromycota; Glomeromycetes; Diversisporales; Gigasporaceae.